AAUAUAUUAAUAGCGGGUAUUACGAGGAUUAGCUUCGGUCUAAGUAAGGAAAUCGUUAUUCUAAGUACAAUAGAAAUAAAAACGUACUUCGGAAUAAUAACUUUUUAUAUUUUACUUAUUAAUACCCUAUUUCUCUUAUAUUUAAAAAAUAUAGAUUAA
This is a messenger RNA of Colletotrichum lupini, 159 nucleotides long. RefSeq lists its product as uncharacterized. Lineage: Eukaryota; Fungi; Ascomycota; Sordariomycetes; Glomerellales; Glomerellaceae. The transcript has a single exon. The annotation marks the transcript as partial. The record is from RefSeq and is a predicted model, not a curated record.